This is a messenger RNA of Parastagonospora nodorum SN15, 951 nucleotides long. RefSeq lists its product as hypothetical. The transcript has a single exon. Gene Ontology annotation, biological process: protein deubiquitination. Gene Ontology annotation, molecular function: cysteine-type deubiquitinase activity. NCBI's taxonomy places the organism in Eukaryota, Fungi, Ascomycota, Dothideomycetes, Pleosporales, Phaeosphaeriaceae. Bases 1 to 951 code for a protein of 316 amino acids. The record is from RefSeq and is a predicted model, not a curated record.
AUGGCAGACGCCGAGCCGCAGCCCGAAACCCUCGAAGCUCUCCAAGCGCGUCACCGUAAAGAGCAACGCGACCUGGUGUCACGCACAACACAAAAGAAGAAACAAGCAAGCAAAAAGACGCGAAAAGGUGUGAAUGAUGAGUGCGAAAGACUGGAAAGGGAGCUCAAGGAGCGGCAGGAAAGCGAGCUUGCUGCGCUGAAUGGGGAGGCUGCGGAAGAGCAAGCAGAGGACGAAGCGGAGGCGCAAGACGAUGACACUAUCGAGGAUGGUGUUGCAAAGCUGCAGAUGAACAGUGGCAAUACGCAGAGCCAGGACGGUAGCACAAUAGGCGACGACGAGGACACGGGGUCGGGAGGUAGGAAGAAGAAGCCCAACCGUGCAAAAGCCCGCCUGGCCCGUCGCGCCGCCGAACAAGACGCUGCAAUACGCGAAGCAGAGCUCGAAGCUGCAAAUGCCCCGAAUCCACGAGAGAUUGAGCGCGAGCGAAUGGAGACACAAUUGCAGAAACACAAGCUGGCGUUACAUGAGAUCAGGGCGGAUGGGCAUUGCUUAUAUGCUGCCGUCGCGGAUCAAUUACAGACCAGGGAGCUGGACUUGAAGCCGGAGAUCAAGGUCAUAAUAACAGAGAAGUCGCAAGCUUAUAGGGGUGUGCGGCAUGCAGCGGCAGACUGGAUCGAGGGUCAUGCGGAUGACUUCGCCGGAUUUAUGGAAGACCCGCUCCCAGAGCAUGUGAGGAAGAUCAGGGAGACGGGUGAGUGGGGCGGGCAUUUAGAGCUGCUGGCACUGGCACGGACAUGUGGACUCAGGAUAUGUGUGCUGCAUAGUGACGGGCGAGUGGACAAGAUCGAGCCUGAGGAAGCCGCAGCAGAUCUGGAAGAGAUAUGGCUGGGAUACUACAAGCACAGUCACGGGUUGGGCGAGCACUACAACUCGCUGCGGAAAGCUGGAUGA